Molecule: messenger RNA, 1111 nt
Organism: Limanda limanda (common dab)
Lineage: Eukaryota; Metazoa; Chordata; Actinopteri; Pleuronectiformes; Pleuronectidae
Gene: npy2r
Product: neuropeptide Y receptor Y2
Exons: 1
Coding region: 17-1111 (364 amino acids)
Biological process (GO): G protein-coupled receptor signaling pathway
Cellular component (GO): membrane
Molecular function (GO): neuropeptide Y receptor activity
Source: RefSeq, a predicted model, not a curated record
GGACUGACUCUCAGCCAUGGAGGCAUCAGAUCAACUGAACUCGACUCAAGGGGAAGAUUCACCACUUGAAGUUAAAUCUUCCAACUGCUGCUCGACCGCAGCCGCCGUGAAUGAUGUGAACUCCUUGCAGCUGGACGACAGCACCAAGCUGGUGGGAGUCCAAGUGGUUCUCAUCCUCGCCUACAGCACCAUCAUCGUGUUCGGAGUCAUUGGAAACUCCUUGGUGAUUUACGUCGUCUACAAGUUCAGGAACCUUCGGACGGUGACCAAUUUCUUCAUCGUGAACUUGGCGGUGGCCGACCUGCUGGUCAACACGCUGUGCCUGCCCUUCACUCUCGUCAACACUCUGUACGGGGAGUGGAAGUUCGGCCACGUGCUGUGCUUCAUGCUGCCCUGCGCCCAAGAAAUGGCCGUGCACGUGUCCACCAUCACCCUGAACAUCAUCGCCCUGGACCGCCACAGGAGCAUCGUCUACCACACGGAGACCAAGAUGUCCAGAGACAUGUGCGCGCUGGUGAUUGUCAUGACUUGGACCGUCAGCGCCCUGCUGGCCAGUCCGCUCGCCAUCUUCAGGGAGUACGGUACGAUCUAUCUGUGGCCCAACGAGUCUAUUCAGGUGUGUAUGGAGGAGUGGCCAGAAAGCAGCAUGAACGGAACCAUCUACAGUAUAUCAAUGCUCCUGGGUCAAUACGGCCUCCCUCUGGCCAUUAACUCUGUGGCUUACAUCCGCAUCUGGAACAAACUGAAGAAUCACACUGCUAGCGGGGGCCGGAAUGACCGCCACCAGCGCAGGAAGAAGACCACCAAGAUGCUGCUGACCAUGGUGGCGGUCUUCGCCAUCAGCUGGCUGCCCUUCCAUGCGUUACAGCUGGCUGCCGACAUCGACAGCAAUGUGCUGUCCAUGAAGGACUUCAAGCUGCUGUUCACCGUGUUCCACAUCGUGGCCAUGUGCUCCACGUUCGUCAAUCCCAUCCUGUACGGGUGGAUGAACAACAAUUACAGGUCGGCCUUCUCGUCCGUGUGCUACUGGCCCUUCGCCUCCAGUCGCUCCAAACGCAGAGACGCACGGAAGCAGGACUUCAGGGUUUGCACUCAUCAAACCAACGUGUGA